GCACAUGUCUCCAUCCCCUCAUAUUUAUAUCCCCUUGUUUUCCCCUCUUGUCUGUGAUCCUCAGAUUCCAUUCCUAACUCAAUUCCCUCCAAACUCAAUUCACUUUACAUUCCCAAGAAAACAAAACUUUCUCUUUUCUACUCUCCCUAAAAUCAGCCAAAAUGCCCAUCCCCGUCCCCUCCGCCUCCAGCCUCCAGGACCUCUUCAGCCUCAAGGGCAAGGUCGUCAUCAUCACAGGUGCCUCCGGCCCCCGCGGCAUGGGCAUCGAGGCCGCCCGCGGGUGCGCCGAGAUGGGCGCCGACGUGGCCAUCACCUACGCCUCGCGGCCCGAGGGGGGUGAGAAGAACGCGGAGGAGCUGGCCAAGACCUACGGCGUCAAGGCCAAGGCCUACAAGUGCGACGUCGGCAACUACGACAGCGUGCAGAAGCUGGUCGACGACGUGAUCAGCGAGUUCGGCAAGGUUGACGCCUUCAUCGCCAACGCCGGCCGCACCGCCAACAGCGGCAUCCUCGAGGGCUCCGUCCAGGACUGGGAGGAGGUCAUCCAGACCGACCUGAACGGCACCUUCCACUGCGCCAAGGCCAUCGGCCCCCACUUCAAGAAGCAGGGCAAGGGCAGCUUCGUUAUCACCUCCAGCAUGUCCGGCCACAUCGCCAACUUCCCCCAGGAGCAGACCUCCUACAACGUCGCCAAGGCCGGCUGCAUCCACAUGGCCCGCUCGCUGGCCAACGAGUGGCGCGACUUCGCCCGCGUCAACAGCAUUUCGCCCGGCUACAUCGACACCGGUCUGUCCGACUUCGUCGACAAGAAGGUCCAGGACCUCUGGAUGUCCAUGAUCCCCAUGGGCCGCAACGGUGACGCCAAGGAGUUGAAGGGUGCCUACGUCUACCUCGUCAGCGACGCCAGCUCGUACACCACCGGUGCCGAUUUGCUCAUCGACGGUGGCUACUGCGUGCGGUAAACGUACGAGUCCCCGGACGAAAUUGGUUUGCAUGUACUUAGUUGAUACCUAAUGCCGACUCUUAACGAUUAUAAUGUGAGAAUGAACAUGAUUCACUGCAAGAA
This is a messenger RNA of Aspergillus homomorphus CBS 101889, 1066 nucleotides long. RefSeq names its product SDR family oxidoreductase. The record is from RefSeq and is a predicted model, not a curated record. The transcript has a single exon. Bases 162 to 962 code for a protein of 266 amino acids. Lineage: Eukaryota; Fungi; Ascomycota; Eurotiomycetes; Eurotiales; Aspergillaceae. Gene Ontology annotation, cellular component: intracellular anatomical structure. Gene Ontology annotation, molecular function: oxidoreductase activity, acting on NAD(P)H, oxygen as acceptor.